UCCUUCAAAAACAAACUGCGGAUUGAGUUUUUCUUCAUGCUCAAUCCGUUUCAAUCCAUCUCAAUUCGAAUCAAGUAGCAUUCUCUAGCAUUGAAACGAAACCUGCUAAUUCUUUUCGAUGGUGCCCAGAGCCAGGUACGGCUCGUCGAACUUGAAGAAAUCGAAGGUGAAAAAGACAGUCUACCAGUUGAUCAAUCAAUGCCGGCUGGAGGCGUUAAGAAGCUUGGAUCAAGACGCAGCCUGCAACUUCUUAAUGAAACCACCAAUAUGGUCCUUAAUUCCAAUUACAAGGGGAAUCCAGGCCCACCCACCGCCACCCAGACCAUGCUGGAAGAACUAUUAUUACGUGCAGUCUACGAUUUCUGAGAUAGUAAUACAAGCUUCCGUGUUCUUCAAGCUUCUCUCGUUGCUCCUCAAUUCUCAAGCACAAAAGAUUCUAUACAGGAGGCAAUAAUGGUGGAUUUUGAAGAAAUACCAAAUGAUUCAGAUGCUCCUGUGGAUAGCUCACCAGAAAGGGCUAUUAUGGUUGUUCCAUGUGGUGACCCAAAUGUUCGAAAAACCAUAUACCUUGGAGUCAACAGGUUUCUAUAUGCUCAUGAGCAGCCGUCUUGCAUUAUACCAGUAUAUCGAAUGACCACAAUAGUGACAGGUAGCUUUGUUGGGGGUUUCAAUAGAGGGUUGUUGGACGACGACAAUCGUGUCAAGUUCGAAUUGAGGAACCUCGCCGGGUUGCAUUUUAUGACUGGAACUUUUCGUGUUUCAUUUUAUAUCUGGUCUGAGAUUCUACUGGACGGAAGGAGGAUCGCGAGACUGGGAUGGCCACAUCAGCUAUUGAGUGAAGUGUUACUUGAAUCAAUAUGCCUUUUUAAGAAUAGAUGUAUUGCUGAGACAGAGCUUGAGAAUUGGUACCAGGAUGACAACCGAGUUGUGAGAGAUACUAUAAGGUUUUAUGAUGGAGGUAUACAAGUUCGUGAUGACCAUUUCAACUUUUUGGGCUGGAUUUUUAAUCAAUCCUGCACCAAUUAUGAUGAACUGUCAGCACAAAUAUCAUUUUGUGCGAGAAGAGGAGGACUUGAAGAACCUUACACAACAAGGUUUGAAUGGACUAAACCUGGUGAUUGUGCGCCAAAACAAGACAUCACACAAUUCUUUGCUGAGUUGAAAAUGAUAGUACUCUACCAAAUUAGGGAUGGAGAUGGAAAUGAUGAUGAUGUUGUGCAUGCUGUGCAAGGAGAUAAUGAUGUUCAAGCAGAUGAUGAAAAUAAUGCUAUGAAAAUGAAGAGGAAGAAAAUGAGAAUGAAGUGGAAGAAAAUGAGGGUUCAUUGGAAGAAAUUAAGGGUACUGAAUUGGAAGAAAGUGAAAAUGGUGCAGUGGGUGAAAGCAAAAAUGAAUAGGUGGAAGAGAAGGCAAAUGAAGAAAUGGAAUAAGAUGUUGUCAAGCAUGUAGCUAUAAAUAGCUUUAUUAGUGUUUUGCAAUUAUUCUGUUAGCAGCUAAAGAACCUACAAAUUCUUCUUGCCCAAGUCCCUAAAUAAUGGAAUCAGAACCCUAUGAACUCUC
Molecule: messenger RNA, 1557 nt
Organism: Prunus avium (sweet cherry)
Lineage: Eukaryota; Viridiplantae; Streptophyta; Magnoliopsida; Rosales; Rosaceae
Source: RefSeq, a predicted model, not a curated record